This is a messenger RNA of Daucus carota subsp. sativus, 2422 nucleotides long. Its product is annotated as LEAF RUST 10 DISEASE-RESISTANCE LOCUS RECEPTOR-LIKE PROTEIN KINASE-like 2.4. Bases 245 to 2182 code for a protein of 645 amino acids. Gene Ontology annotation, molecular function: protein kinase activity; ATP binding; polysaccharide binding. Gene Ontology annotation, biological process: protein phosphorylation. Lineage: Eukaryota; Viridiplantae; Streptophyta; Magnoliopsida; Apiales; Apiaceae. The transcript is spliced from 3 exons. The record is from RefSeq and is a predicted model, not a curated record.
UCUGGUCAACGCUUAUAACCAGAAGCAUGUACAUAGUACAUCUAUUACAAGGACCUGAGUUAAAUAUAUUGAGUUUAGAUGCCAAUGGUGAUCUAUGCAUUCUAUUAUCUGUUUCUUGAUCAUCAGUAAGGGAAAGUUUAGCAUGCUCAAUAAUUCCAUAGUACUGGUCUGUACUCUAUAAAAUUGUUACACAAAUUUUUGUAGAACCUUAACAUCCCGUAAAAGAAGCGAGAGAGAUACCAACAUGAGGUCUGCACUACUAUGUUGCAUGUUGGUCAUCUGUUUCCAUUUUUUACCAUUUGAAACGUUUUGCCAAGAAGAUAAGCAAUUUGAAGAAUGCAAGAAGGCCAGCUACUGUGGAAACCAGACGAUACGUUUUCCGUUUUAUACAGAAGAUAUUCCAGAAUUUUGCGGCUUUCCAGGAUUCAACCUCACUUGCUUAAACAAUCAAGUUUUGUUGCUCAACAUAUCUGAAGCCCAGUACAGAAUUAGUCAAAUAUUCUACAGCAACUAUUCUUUUCGGGUGUCCAAUGUUUUGAGCUCUAGAAGCGGUUUCUGCAGCCUUAACAAAAUCCGCGACUUAUCAUUGCCUACUGAUCAUCGGUUCGAGCUAUAUGGCACUACAAAUCUAACUUUGUUAUCGAACUGUACUUCAGAAUUUGCUAGGAUAUUUUCCGGGUCAAAGGUUGGUUGUGAUGCAGGGGAAAAUGAUACCGAUUGGGUUAUAGCAAUGAAAGGCAAGGAUUCAGGCUUAAAAUACGCAACUAAAGAAUGUAAAACUGUAACAGUAGCUCCAGUACUAGAUUAUACUGAGGAUAGUACUAAUUUUCUGAAGUUGAUUAGAGAUGGAUUUGAUUUGAAGUGGGUGGCCGCAGAUUGCAGUGAUUGUGAGGAUAGCGGUGGGUAUUGUGGAUUCGAAGGCAGGUCUGUCAAUAAAUUCAAGUGUUUCUGCAAAGAUCGACCCCAUUCGCGGAGCUGCAAGCCCACAUUGGCGGGAAAUAACACAAGACUGAAGAUUGGCAUAGCAACUGGUGUAGCAGGAGGUAGUAUACUUCUUAUAUUAGCCCUUGUCAUCAACCAUCGCCGCCUGAAAGCUACACAUAAUUUAUCUUUGUCCCCUCACAAUGCAUCUUCUUAUCCUAGAGACGUUGAAGCGUUCAUAAGGCUGUAUGGAUCCUCAAUCCCCCAAAGAUUCAGGUACUCUACACUUAAAAAAGUCACAAAUUCGUUUAAAGAUGAAUUAGGGAAAGGCGGAUAUGGGAAUGUAUAUAGAGGCCGUUUAGCAGAUGGACGUGUUGUGGCAGUGAAAGUCUUGAAAGAAGCAAAAGGAAAUGGAGAGGAAUUUAUAAAUGAAGUUGCAAGCAUUGGUAGGACUUCUCAUGUUAACGUUGUAACUCUCCUCGGAUUUUGUUAUGAGCGCAAAAGACGAGCCCUUAUAUAUGAGUUCAUGCCUAAUGGAUCUCUAGAAAAAUUUAUUUAUGACACCACUCCAUCGUCAGAAGGACAACAACAUCUUGGAUGGGAGAAACUAUACAGCAUAGCAAUUGGGAUUGCACGAGGACUAGAGUACUUGCACCGCGGUUGCAACACCCGCAUUUUGCAUUUUGACAUAAAGCCACACAACAUCCUUCUUGAUGAAAAUUUCCGCCCUAAAAUAUCUGAUUUUGGGCUUGCCAAGUUGUACACCACUGAUGAAAGUAUAGUCUCGUCUCUAUUGCAAGCUAGAGGAACCAUUGGUUAUAUUGCUCCCGAAGUUACUAGUAGAAAUUUCGGGCCAGUGUCCCAUAAAUCCGAUGUCUACAGCUAUGGAAUGAUGAUUCUGGAAAUGGUUGGGGGAAGAAAGAAUGUUAAUGCCAGUGCAGAUCACACUAGUGAGAUAUAUUAUCCAUGUUGGCUAUACAAGCGAAUCCAAAAUGAUGAUGUGCUAAAUUUGGCAAAUGAAAUUUCCGCGGAAGAAAAUGAAAUUGCAAGGAAAAUGGUGAUCGUUGGACUAUGGUGCAUACAAAUAUAUCCAUCACAAAGGCCAUCGAUAAGCAAGGUGAUUGAAAUGCUGGAGGGGCGGACAGCCUUGGAGAUCCCACCACGUCCGUAUCUGUGUUCAGUUCCGACUUCUCCAUCAAAUUCUCAGAGAGAUCUGGUGUUUUGCUCUUCUUCUGGAACGGAAGCCGCUUCAUCUGCAUGAUGGUUGAGAUUGAAAUGUGGAAGAUGUUUUAGAUCAUAAUCAGGAAGACUAUCAGAAGUCGGAACCAUGUAGUCCAUUUGCCACUAAAACGACGAUUAUUGUAUAAUUCCUCCCUUCCAAAAUAGAUGAGUCAGUUGAUUUAAACAUGUACAUGAAUAUAUGUUUGCAAUUACUGAAGAACUAUGAUCACUAUUGCCACAAUGUGAAGCUCAUUUUACUUGUAAAGCACCAAGACAACUA